Hyla sarda is the source of this 1229-nucleotide messenger RNA. It is a transcript of the gene HPRT1, whose product is annotated as hypoxanthine phosphoribosyltransferase 1. Gene Ontology annotation, biological process: IMP salvage; guanine salvage; hypoxanthine metabolic process. Gene Ontology annotation, molecular function: magnesium ion binding; hypoxanthine phosphoribosyltransferase activity. The record is from RefSeq and is a predicted model, not a curated record. NCBI's taxonomy places the organism in Eukaryota, Metazoa, Chordata, Amphibia, Anura, Hylidae. The coding region runs from base 159 to 809 and encodes 216 amino acids. The transcript is spliced from 9 exons.
UCCUCCCCGCUCCUCCUGCUCCUCCUCCUCGGCGGGCGGGCCCCCGGGCCAUGUGUUCCCCUGUAGCUGCGGCCUGGUGGUGAGAGGGGAGCGGUGCCCGGCGGAGGAUACACCCGCAGCCUGUCCUCUUCCCGCUGACGUGGUCCAGCACAGCAGACAUGGCGAGCCCCUGUGUAGUGCUUGCUGAUGAUGAACAGGGAUACGAUCUGGACCUGUUCUGUAUUCCUAAGCAUUAUGCAGCAGAUUUGGAAAAGGUCUACAUUCCCCACGGGUUAAUUAUGGACAGGACAGAAAGAUUAGCCCGAGAUAUCAUGAAAGAUAUGGGUGGCCAUCACAUAGUUGCACUCUGCGUAUUAAAAGGUGGAUAUAAGUUCUUUGCUGAUCUGCUUGACUACAUCAAGGCACUAAAUCGGAACAGUGACAGAUCGAUCCCCAUGACUGUAGACUUUAUUAGACUGAAGAGUUACUGUAAUGAUCAAUCUACAGGAGACAUUAAAGUUAUAGGUGGAGAUGAUCUUUCUACUCUGACAGGAAAGAAUGUCCUAAUUGUUGAGGACAUCAUUGAUACGGGAAAGACAAUGAAAACAUUACUCUCAAUGCUGCAGAAGUACAAUCCCAAGAUGGUUAAAGUAGCCAGCUUGCUUGUUAAAAGAACUCCACGCAGUGUUGGAUAUAGGCCUGAUUUUGUAGGAUUUGAAGUGCCAGACAAGUUUGUUGUAGGCUACGCAUUAGACUACAAUGAAUACUUUAGAGACUUGAACCACAUUUGUGUGAUUAGUGAGGAUGGGAAGGAGAAAUACAAGGCAUAGAAGAUACUUGAACCAUUGAUCAGUUGUCUGCUCCUAAGGCUGGGAUGGAUUUCCUGACAUCAAGCCCCUAGACGUCAUCCAUAUCACACAUUAGAUUGCAUGAAGCGAAUGCACUUUGUCCGUCUUUUCACUUUCAGAAUGUAAUGCCCUAUGGAUGGGUCUCCAUACUGUACAAUGGAAUAUGUAAGAUUUAGCAUUUUUCUUGAUUCUUAGCACUUCUUUAUUUAAACUAAAGUUUCCUGGACUUUCACCCAUGUAAAUUUAUAGCACUUAAAGGGUACCCCGCUGCUCAGCGUUUGGAACAAACUGUUCCGAACGCUGCCGCCGGGAGCUUGUGACGUCAUAGCCCCGCCCCAUCAAUGCACUGGUCUUCACAACCUCUUUGUAUAGAACAUUUUACUCACUAAUAUAGGCAGAAAU